ACCUCCCUCCAGUGCAUCGUCCCAGCACUUGGAGGAGGGAAACAUGAGGUGGUUGUGAGGGAUGCAGUGUAUGGAGACUCCAACAACUUGUCCAUCUCCCUCAUCUUCUCUCUCACCACACUCACUCCCUCCUCAGGUUCUACAUGAAGGAGAACGAGGUGAGGACCAUCGCAUCAGUCUCUGAGGAUGGCCUGGAGGUCACACUGACAGAGGCACUGGAGCACACCCACCUCUCCGUCACCCAGACUCUGGGGGGACACACAGUGGAGACACAUGCAGAGGUGGGACUCCUCACCCACAAUGUCAAGAUCCAGGGAAAUGUUGGCACCGACUUCAGUGUGGCUAUUGAGGGCUGUGACACUGCUUUUAGGCCUGACCAGCACGCCACCCAGUCAUGUUUCAAUGGUCGACAUGGAGACGAGAUUGGCGGUGACCAAUUUGGCGCCACCGUGAUACUGUCUGGAAAGUUCCCUGACCUGGACUUGGUGAUGGGAUGCAUUGAGUACGUGGAGGUGACCAAGGCUGGUCAGGCAUUCCAACUUGGGCGGUACCCACUCCACUUCCACCUGGCUGGGGACAUGGGUGGUUCGUACAUCCGCGGGUGCUCCAUCCACCACACCUACAACCGUGCAGUGACAAUGCACGCAACAAACAACCUGCUGGUGGAGCAUAAUGUGGCGUACAACAACAUGGGUCACGCUAUCUUCACAGAGGAUGGGGUGGAGCAGAAUAGUGUGGUGCAGUACAACCUUGCAGUCUACACCAGGACCUCCUCUUCCCUUCUUAAUGUGGAUGUGACACGCUCCUCAUUCUGGGUGGUGAACCCAAACAACAUUUUCCGUCACAAUGCAGCUGCCAGUGGAACACACUUUGGUUACUGGUACAGGCUGGACCACCACCCCUCGGGCCCAUCCACCACCAACAUCUACUGCCAGAACACUGAACAGAUGGGACUCUUCUUCAAUAACACUGCACAUUCCAUGGGAAGGUAUGGUCUGUGGGUGUUCUCCAAUCCAGGAUAUCACCCAAAGUCCGACAUCUGUGGAGGCAGGGACGUGGUGGCCAAGUGGGAAAGCUUCACCGCGUGGCACUGUGAGCGGGGUGCCGAGGCAGUAUCUGGCACUAAGCUGCAGUUCCACAACUUUGUGAUGCUUGAUAACCAACAGGCUGGCAUGGAGAUGGUGUCUGUGAAGGAAGGGUUCGGACAGGAUGACAGCCCUGGCAUCUUCAAUUCCCUGGUGGUGUGUCACUCGGCCCUCAACUCCAGUGCCUGCACCUCAGGAACCAGUGGUAUUGUGGCGCCCAAGACCCAGAUCUUUAGUAUCUCCAAUGUCACAUUUGUUAACUUUGAUGAGGGUGGAAGUGCUGCGCUGUCUGGCUGUUCUCAGUGCAGGAACUACCAGGGAGGCUACAGGGCACAGGUUAAGGGUCUGGCCUUUGAGAAUUCACCCAACAAGAUCAGGUUUCAGUGGGAACACGAGACAAUCUGGAUAGACGCUGAUGGCUCUCUGACGGGCGAACCGGAGGCGAAUGUUGUUCCCACAAUGGGCAUCUUACCAACUGAUUCCUGCACUCAAGAAGCAGCAUUCUCUGUCACCAAGAAUGUGCCAGGAUCAGUUUGUCGAGGGGCUAUGAAAUUCCUGCGAGUGGCCAUCACCAAUCCGAGCCCUUCCUCACUGCUUGGCAAGGACCUGGUGGUAAGCAACGACUUCGGCGCCACCCACAUCCCUUACCUCAUGCUCCGUAUUGGUGGUGCUGGCUGGAUGGGGCUUGUCUACACUGGUGCCACUUUUGACUUCAACUUUGAAAAUGCUAAUCAGUUCGUCAACAUGUCAUACAAGACUAACACAAAAUUCGUGACAAGAAAUGACUACUAUUUUGUGAAACACACACUCACCCAGACACCUGACAGAAUUGAGACGACCAAGGGUGAGAGGGAGAGCCUGGAGUCCCUGCCUGACCCCACCACAAACAUUCAUGGGGACUUCUACUGGGACACAGACUCAAAGGAACUCACGUACAUGGUGUCGCACAGUAAAAAGACUACAAAAAGGCAUGGCAACAUGGUCUUUGAUGACCGAGUUCCUGGUCAAUCAAGGCAGAUCAGUUUCAGUGUGUAUAAGUGUCAGCACAAAGGAUGUUCUGCACCUGACCCUAGACCAGUCCCCACAACACAUCCAGACGCACCUUUCUGCUGGUCUGAUGUGGAGACAUGGAAGCAUAUGCCAGUCAGUACUGGUGGCCACCCAACAGAGGCAGAAUACAGCCUGCCCGUGGAGGGAGAUGAGAUUGUGAUUCCUGAGAGCAUGUGGCUCGUUGUGGACACGGCCACACCCAAGCUUGGCCGUGUCUUUGUGUAUGGCACCAUUGAGUUUGAUGACACGAUGGACCACAGAUUUGAGGCCACCAUUAUUUACAUCCAGGGAGGCUCUUUAGUGACUGGCUACUCCUCAGACACUCCCUUCACCCACAGUCUCAUCAUUCGCCUGAUGGACCCUGAAGAUGUUGAUGCCUAUAGCAUGAACCUGGGCUGGAAAACUAUAGGUGUGUUUGGCUAUCUCAGGCUGCAUGGGCAGGUGUGGAGGAGAUCAUGGCACAAGCUUGGGGCCACAGUGGAGGUUGGGACCGGCCACAUAACUCUGGCCGAGGAUCCUGAUGCUUCCUGGCUCAAUAAGGAGGUGGUUGUGACAACAACAGGAAAAGAGGCAACAGAGAGCGAAGUGAGGCGAGUGGUAGCAAUCAAUGGUGCCACACUCACCCUAGACUCAGCACUCAAAUUCCAGCACCUUGGGGAGAUACACACGCUGUCAGACGGCACUUCCAUCACACUGGCUGGGGAGGUCGGUCUCCUGAGCCAGAACAUUGCGGUGGAAGGAAUCACGGAGAACAGCAACGGGGGAAGAAUUCUGGUCUCCACAGUCUUCCAGAAUGGCAAGCAUUAUGUUGGUUCGGCCCAAGUGGAUGGCGUGGAGUUCCGUAACAUGGGGCAGGAAGGCUUCACCGACAUCACUGACCCACGCUACUCCAUUGCCUUCCUUGGCCUUGAUGCCAUUGAUGACCAUUCUAGCUACGUCAAGAGAUGCCUGCUGAAGUUAAGGGAGGAAAGGACCAGAGGAUGGAUCAUAGUGCCACUUUGGCCAUCACAACCGUGGAUGGGGGUGCUCCUUCGGAUGCUAGUAGACGACCCUCGGGUCAUACAGAGAAGGAAAAAUGUGCUAAUGCAUCCGUCAACUGCUGAGGAACACCCAAUAAUGAAACACACAAAUUUGAUGGCUUGUCAGUUGUCCGGAAACAACUUGGAGAACGUGGCAUAUCUAAAGAAGGUACGGAAAUCAUUAUGGCCUCUUGGAAACCAGCAACAGGUAGACAAUACAACACUCACAUCAAGAGGUGGACACUCUUUUGUAGUAGAGGGAACAUUAAUCCCAUUGCACCAUCUAUAGCAGAUAUAUUAAACUUUCUAUCUCGUAACUUUCAAAGGAAUGUGGGUUAUGAAAGCAUUAACACGGCGAGAGGGACUCUAUCUGCAAUAGGAAUUAUGGUGGAAGGCUGCAGAGCGGGCAAUCACCCACUUGUCAACAGAUUUCUGCGGGGAGUCUUCAACUUAUGCCCUUCUACACCCAGGUACGCAACGACCUGGGAUGUGAAACUUGUAUUACAAAAGAUAAGACUCAUGGAACCACUACACAGCCUAACACUGAAAGACUUAUCGCUAAAAAUGGUGAUGCUGAUGGCAAUGACACAAGCAGCCAGGAUCCAAACUUUGCACUUAUUGUUGGUGAAUAUGGCAUUUGGAGAAGAAUCUGUUUCAGUUUUGUUAGGAGGUAACAUCAAGCAAUGCAGGCCAAAAUUUAAUGUUCGUACUAUUGUAUUUAAAGCUUAUCCUCAGGAUUACAGAUUGUGUGUAGUUAAGGCUAUGAAAGAAUAUAUAGAAAGAACUGAGAGGCUAAGGACAGAAUCUGGAAAUGCAGAUGGGAGACUACUCAUAAGUUAUAUAAAACCCCAUAGGGGUGUUUCUAAGGACAUGGUGGCAAGGUGGCUUAAGACCAUGUUAUGUAAGUGUGGGAUUGAUACCAAGAGGUACACAGCAGGUAGUAUUAGACCUGUGUCAGUGUCUAAGGCCAAGGCACUGGAUGUGCCUAUUGCCACCAUCAUGGCAAAAGCUGGUUGGACGCAGGAAGCCACAUUUGCUAAAUAUUAUAAUAAGGAUAUACAAGGGGAAAUAGACCCUUUUUCAAGAAGCAGUGCCAGGCUCAGUAUAAUGUAAGGUUUGAAAUGUUAUCAGCAGUAAAAAUCAUGUUCUAUUUUCAUAAAUGACAAUGGGGUUUUUGUAAUAGGAACUUUUAUUUACACCUAUUUACAAAAUGUGAAAUUUGACAGAACCCUUUACAUACAACACCCACAUGACUUUAAAAUCUCAUGUGAACGGCACCAUCUAGCAGACACGUGAUUUGCCGAAGUAAAAUUACAGAAGUACAUGAGACUUACCGUAGGUUAGUUGAAAUGUGCUUCGGAUUUUGCGAGGCACAUCACGUCUGCUAGAUGGUAGAGUUCACAUGCCCUCCACUCCC
Scylla paramamosain (green mud crab) is the source of this 4571-nucleotide messenger RNA. RefSeq names its product fibrocystin-L-like. The coding region runs from base 144 to 3443 and encodes 1099 amino acids. The record is from RefSeq and is a predicted model, not a curated record. The transcript has 22 exons. NCBI's taxonomy places the organism in Eukaryota, Metazoa, Arthropoda, Malacostraca, Decapoda, Portunidae.